This is a messenger RNA of Rattus norvegicus (Norway rat), 1975 nucleotides long. It is a transcript of the gene Sh3glb2, whose product is annotated as SH3 domain-containing GRB2-like endophilin B2. The record is from RefSeq and is a predicted model, not a curated record. Gene Ontology annotation, cellular component: cytoplasm; synapse. NCBI's taxonomy places the organism in Eukaryota, Metazoa, Chordata, Mammalia, Rodentia, Muridae.
CAGAGGGCGGGCGCAGGCAGCAGGUGGGCGGGGUGCGGGCAGGGAGCGCGAGGCGGGGCGGGGGGCUGCCGGCUACACUGGGGCCGGCGCGGCGGCCCUGCGUACGGGCGCGCCAUGGACUUCAAUAUGAAGAAGCUGGCGUCGGACGCGGGCAUCUUCUUCACUCGGGCAGUGCAGUUCACAGAAGAGAAGUUUGGCCAAGCUGAGAAGACUGAACUUGAUGCCCACUUUGAAAACCUCCUAGCUCGGGCAGACAGCACCAAGAACUGGACGGAGCGGAUCCUGAGGCAGACUGAGGUGCUGCUGCAGCCCAAUCCCAGUGCUCGAGUGGAGGAGUUCCUGUAUGAGAAGCUGGACAGAAAGGUGCCCUCAAGAGUCACCAAUGGGGAGCUGCUGGCUCAGUACAUGGCAGAGGCAGCCAGCGAACUGGGCCCCAACACUCCCUAUGGGAAGACACUGAUGAAGGUGUCAGAAGCUGAAAAGCGUCUGGGAGCCGCAGAACGGGAUUUCAUUCACACUGCCUCCCUCAGCUUCCUCACACCCUUGCGCAACUUCCUGGAAGGGGACUGGAAAACGAUUUCGAAGGAGAGGCGGCUUCUGCAGAACCGGCGCCUUGACUUGGAUGCCUGCAAAGCCCGGCUAAAGAAGGCCAAGGCGGCAGAAGCCAAAGCCACGACGGUGCCUGACUUUCAGGAGACUAGACCUCGUAAUUACAUUCUCUCGGCCAGCGCCUCCGCGACUCUGGAUGACACUUCCCGCUCCCCUCCCUGGGCCGAGUGGAAGGAGAAACAUCCCGGAGGGUGGAGGCUGCCCUGUUUUUUUCUUUUGCCACUGACCCCCAGUGUGACUCUGGCCCGAGGCUGCCUUUCCCUGCCGGAGGACAGAAAGCUUUGGAACGAUGAGGUAGACAAGGCUGAGCAGGAGCUUCGAGCGGCCCAGACCGAGUUUGACCGGCAGGCAGAAGUUACUCGUCUCCUGCUGGAGGGGAUCAGCAGUGCCCAUGUGAACCACCUUCGCUGCCUCCAUGAGUUCGUCAAGUCUCAGACCACCUACUAUGCACAGUGCUACCGCCACAUGCUGGAUCUGCAGAAACAGCUAGGCAGCUCCCAGGGUGCCAUAUUUCCAGGCACCUUCGUGGGCACUACAGAGCCUGCCUCCCCACCCCUGAGCAGCACCUCACCCACCACCACUGCGGCCACCAUGCCUGUGGUACCUACUGGGGCUGGCUUGGCCCCUCCAGAAGAGGCAGCACUGUGCCUGGAGGAGGUGGCUCCACCAGCCAGCGGGACUCGAAAGGCCCGGGUGCUCUACGACUAUGAGGCAGCUGACAGCAGUGAGCUGGCCCUGCUGGCUGACGAGCUCAUCACUGUCUACAGCCUGCCGGGCAUGGACCCCGACUGGCUCAUUGGUGAGAGAGGCAACAAGAAGGGCAAGGUUCCUGUCACCUACCUGGAACUUCUCAGUUAAGCAGCCCCUUCCCAGGCUCUGCCACUUAGUUGUCUGCUGGUGACAGAGCUGCUUAGGAUAAGGGACCUAACCCCUUCUGGCUGUGCCCGUCACUCAGCUAUUAAGGACCCCACAAGACAGAAUGGCUCCAGGCCCCUCUGCUAGCCCUGCUUCUGACCUGCAACCCUGCACACCCCAGGCUUCCCAGCUCCCUUGAGGCCGCGGGUCACAACAUUUGACACCACCACGGGCCCAGGAUAUGCUGGGGAUGUGCUCUUGGCAUGAGAGAAACAUCUGCCUUCCAUCUGAGGAAGUUGAGGGUUCAGCAGCAAACAGGCAGGGCUGGGACAGUGUGGCAGGAGACCAGAAGGGUCAGCCAGAGCAGCAGCACCAAGUGCUGCCUCCCCACUCCCCUCAGGGCUCUGGCUGGGUGCAGUGGCCACAGCCAGCGUCCCCUCAGUUUCUAGCUGACAUUCUUCUGCCUGUCUGCUUGCUCUCUGGCAAAUAAACCCUCCUUUGUGUGCAAAUA